Alligator mississippiensis (American alligator) is the source of this 1591-nucleotide messenger RNA. It is a transcript of the gene MNX1, whose product is annotated as motor neuron and pancreas homeobox 1. The record is from RefSeq and is a predicted model, not a curated record. Gene Ontology annotation, molecular function: DNA-binding transcription factor activity, RNA polymerase II-specific; sequence-specific double-stranded DNA binding. Bases 66 to 1136 code for a protein of 356 amino acids. The transcript has 3 exons. NCBI's taxonomy places the organism in Eukaryota, Metazoa, Chordata, Crocodylia, Alligatoridae. Gene Ontology annotation, cellular component: nucleus. Gene Ontology annotation, biological process: neuron projection morphogenesis; endocrine pancreas development; central nervous system development.
GCAGGCGGACAAGGCGCUGCAGCGGGGCCCGGGGCCCGGGGCCGGGCGGGGCGGCGGGCGCGCAGAUGGAAAAGUCAAAAAAUUUCCGGAUCGAUGCUCUCCUGGCCGUGGACCCCCCCAAGCCCGCCGCCGCCGCCGCGCAGACCUCGCCGCUGGCCCUGGUCACGUCCCUGGCCGCCCCCUCGGCGCACGGCGGCAACAGCAGCAGCAGCAGCGCCAGCAGCAGCAGCAGCAGCGGCGGCUGCAGCCCUCCCGCGCCCGAGCCCGCGGCCGAGGGCCUCCGCACCGACAGCCCGUCCCCGCCGCGGCUGCUGGCCGCGCACUGCGGGCUGGUGCCCAAGCCCGGCUUCCUGCCCGGCGCGGCGCCCGCCGGCCACCACCACCCGCACCCGCACGCGCCGGGCGGCGGCAUGGCCCUGGGACUGCACCCCGCGGCGCAGCCCGCGCAGGCCGCGCUCUACGGGCACCCGGUGUACGGCUACCCCGCGGCGCUGGCGGGGCAGCACCCGGCCCUGUCCUACUCCUACUCGCAGGUGCAGGGCGCGCACCCCUCGCACCCCGCCGCAGACCCCAUCAAGCUCAGCGCCGGCACCUUCCAGCUGGACCAGUGGCUCCGCGCCUCCACGGCCGGCAUGAUCCUGCCCAAGAUGCCCGACUUCAAUUCCCAGGCGCAGUCCAACCUGCUGGGGAAGUGCCGGCGGCCCCGCACCGCGUUCACCAGCCAGCAGCUGCUGGAGCUGGAGCAUCAGUUCAAGCUGAACAAGUACCUGUCCCGGCCUAAGCGCUUCGAGGUGGCCACGUCCCUCAUGCUCACGGAGACCCAGGUGAAGAUCUGGUUCCAGAACCGGCGCAUGAAGUGGAAGCGCAGCAAGAAGGCCAAGGAGCAGGCGGCGCAGGAGGCCGAGAAGCAGAAGGGCGGCGGCGGCGAGGACAAGGCGGACGAGGAGCUGCUGCUGCCGGGGCCGGAGAAGGGCUGCGGGCGGCGGCUGCGGGAGCUGCGGGACAGCGAGCCCGAGGAGGACGAGGAGGCCGGACACUGCUGCCCCUACCACUCCUCCGACUGCUCCGAGGCCGACGACGAGGAGCCGCAGCCCCGCGGCAGGCACCUGCCUCCGCCCCCAGCCCCGCCCCAGUGAGGCUCCCGCACCCCCGCCCCGGCCCCGCUCCCCUUCCCCAGCGCCCUCCUCCGCCCCGCUCCCGCCUGCAGCCCCAGCCCCGGCGGAGGAAGGGCUGCGCUCCCCCCUGCAGCUCCGCGGGACCGGCCUGAGCGGACACACGCGCCCCGCGGUUGCUCCGCGCCAACGAGUCCCCCGCCCCGAGGCGGCGCCGGGCAGGUGAGCGGCGGGGCUGCGGCCGGGAGCGGGUCCUGCCCCGGGCUUGUGGCUCACGACAGUAUUAAGGGACAGCUGGAAAACCUCCCCGGGGACACGGAGCCCGCGCUUCUCCUCCUUGCUGGAGCCGCUGGAAACCUCGGACUGGACCGUCUUUAUUUUUGUAUAUUGUAUUUAUAACAGAGAAGGGACACGCGUGCAUGCUAAAUUAUUGCCCGACUUCCCCCGCGCCUGUACAAUAAAGGAGGGUUUUGUACGGA